CGUUUCAGCAACCAACAUACACAAUUUAACAUCCAGGAACUGGCAUGUCUCUGGCAGUCCGUUCGCUGCAGUGUUGGACAAACCCGACUUUUAUUAAAUGACAAAUCCUUUUCUAAUCGCCUGUUUCUGUAUUUAUAAGGUUGACGGAGAACCUGCCGCCGCUUCGGCAGAUAUUUUCUGUCGGCAUGAAUCUCGGAGAUGGCCUGCUGUUUGAACUUGAGAAUGGGAAACCUAGGUUAAUUUUGCUCAGUCAUGGUGUUGACAAAAAUCCAGCAAAGCAGCUGUCCUUCAAGCCCAGAGCGGCAAACAUCCUGAGCUCCAGGCAGCCCUCCUGUGUGGAGGAGUUGCGGGGAGAGGAGCGCCCAGCCCGACAGCAGGCAGGGAGACACAGAGAGGCCAGGAACAAGGCAGGAGGAGCAGCUGCCUCCCUCAACACCACUACCACUGGAGGGAGGAGCACCACUUUGAUAUCCUCCAGGACACAUGAGCAGCACAAUGGAGGCGGCAACAAAGCUGUGGCCAAGGUGAAGUCAGCCAAACACAAACACAGCUCCACUGUUGGAUCCUUGAGAGCCAAUGAGAAAACAGGACAACCCCAGAGCAGUGGGACACGAGCCGGUGGAAAGCUAGGACUAAAGGACACGCUGGCCAGUGGGGACUCAGGACUGAAGGACAACAUGGUGGUCCUGACCACUGAGCAGCUGCAGCGAAUCCUCAACACGGUCCAGACCUCCAGCAAUGUUCAGCACCCACCAGAAGACCACAGGACGCAGGGCUCAAAAGCUGGCACCUCCACGAAUGAAGGAGGGGGAGGAGAGAUGAAGGAGGAAGACAGAGGAGGAGGAGGGGAAGAGAACAAGAAGGGAGACAGAGGUGGAGGAGUAACUGAUACAACUGGAACCUCUCAGGAUAAAGACAACAGGUCGUCUGGAUGUUUGUUCAGCUGGCUGGAGGAGCGACAGGCCGACAGCAGAUUGGCCAUUGGCGCCAAGAAGGCUCAGUGGAGGAGGGAACUUGAUGAGCAGGUGGCUCUGAAACAGCAGCAGCAGCAGCAUUCAGCUCCUGGCAAACUCCAGAUAUUUCAGGCUGAGGAGGACAGAGAGAGUGUGUUAUCAGUCCAGAGCUCCAUCAGCCACAGAGAGCAGCCUGCGGCCAUCAGAUCCAGCCUCAAACUUGGGGAGGUCACACCAAUGGAGGAAAUGUUGAGCACUGAGAGGAAAGAGGAGCAGAGGAGACGCUGGCUGGAGGAGCUGGACCGACAGAGAGAGGAGACAAGUGAACGCAGGAGACGAGAGAAACUGCUACAGAACCAGACUGAAGACCAUGAGCUCUGGGCCACACACUUUGACUCCCUGCAGAGGAGGCCUCCUGUCCUCACCACAGCUCCAUCAGCUCCAUCAGCUCCACCUCUGGCCCCAUCCAGUGGAUCUGAGCGGGGGGAGUGGGAGCCCUCGUCCAGCCUGUCCUUAGUCUGGGAGGCCACGAGCAGCUGUGGAGCAGAGAGUGUCGUGGGGGCCAGCGUGGAUACGACCUGUGGAUACCCGAGCAGAGCCAGCUAUCUGAGGACCAUGACCGCUCUGCUGGACCCCGUCCAGAUAGAGGAGAGGGAAAGAAGGAGGCUCAAGCAGCUAGAGCAGCAGCGAGCUAUCGAAGCCCAGGUGGAAGAGCGCCGGCAGCAGAGGGAGCGAGAGGAGGCGAGGAGGAGAGAGGAGGAGGAGGAGGAAGAGAGGAGGGUGGCGCUGGAGAGAGAGAUGCUGCAGAAACAGUAUGAGCUGGACACACUGAGGGAGAGGCAGAAGGCGCAGCCAAGCCAUCAGGCAGAGGAGCCAAAGACAGGCCCCGAUGAUGGAGGAUUGCAGGAGACACAGGAGCCCAGCGUUAACUCCACAGUUACCAAACAGGGGGAGCACUUGGAGGAUGAGGCCAACAGUUCAGUCUCCCCGUACAGAGAUACCGCUGUACAGACAGAGGUGCCUCCCUCUCUCCCGCCCGGAGCAGACAGAGUUCAGACCCCCUGUCUGUCUGCUGCUGCUCCUCCAAACUGCAGGAGCCGAGCAGUGAGAACGGGCAAGGAGAACAUCUGUCUGCCAGGAGGAAGAGGAGGAGGAGGAGGAGAUGAUCCAUAUGAAGCAUUUGCGAGGACUGAGAGGAGCAGGAAAGACAAGAGGAGGCCGGAGUGGAACACACAGAGGCCAAGCCGUCGUUACGUUCCGGCCUCGGAGCGUUACCCCGCCGCUCUGCAGAGGAACAGACAGGAGAGUCGACUGAAGAGGCAGGCCGAGCUCCUCGCCCUGCAGGAGAGGACUUGUCUGUCCAAGACUGACCCUCCUCCUCAGCACCAGGAUCCUCGUCUCUGCUCCAACCCGGCACAGACCAGAACCAGUCCCAACAGAAAGGUGGAGACAGCUUCCAGAGGACAGAACAUCUCUGCAGCCGUCAGCAAUGACAGGGGGCGCUCUCCUCCUGUCCCUGCUGUCAGACACAGGGUGCAGGGUCAGCAGGCCUCCCCCUCUCUUCCUCCCCCGGUCCUGGACUUCAUUCCGUACGUCCGGACUGAUGAAGUCUUCAACCUGGACCCGCUGGAGCCUGCAGACACCCCCCCACCUCACACAGACGCUCCUCCUCCUCCUCAGAGCUCGGCGUCUCCUCCCGCUCCCUCACAUCGAGACCCCCUCCUCCACCCCGAGCUGCUUCGUAAAACACACACACACCGCCAGGAGGAGAUCCUGAGAGGCCUGGCUCAGCUGCGACAGGGUUUAUUACAGAAGCAGAGGGAGCUGGAGACCGACCUGAACCCUUUACUGAAGCGGCACGACAACGAGCUACGGCCGCCUUCGGCUACACACCGCAUGUGACCUCUGACCCCUGACAACUGCACUUCACAGUGGGCUACUCUGUGAGCCUCUGAGAAGAGGUGACACCACAGUAUCUGAAUCAGGCGUCGCAGAGAACAUGUAACAUCAAAGGAGGAAGUGAAUUCAGAGGAGCUCGUUCAGUCGAGUGAACGUUAAUGUGCCACAACACGGAGGAGUUUAGCUCAUUAAAGUUCAUGUUUAACUUGACUACCAACAAACAGACUGCAGCAGAUUUUUGGGAGUUUUCAGAUUAAAGUGAAUUUAGCAAAGUCAAGACUGACUGAGCAACAUUUUAUGUGAAGAUUGUAAUUAAAAAAUUGUUUCAAAGCACUUUUCCUAAGAAUGACAAUGUACCAGACAGGUAUUGAGUUUUACCUUUUGGCAACAGAGGGUGCUCCACCACACUCCUUCUCUCUGGAGUCUCAUUCCUGCAGAGAAGCAGAAUCCGCUUAUUUAAAUCAUGAAUGAAAAAGGUGUUUUCCUGUUUCUUCAGCUUCCUGCUGGCCAAGGAGCUUUAUGGUUCUGUGUUGUGGAGUUUUUUUCUGGUUCUAUUGUAUCAGUUUAAUUUUAUUUAUUUCAAAUGUAAUAAAUUGUGAAAAAAGAA
Molecule: messenger RNA, 3459 nt
Organism: Lates calcarifer (barramundi perch)
Lineage: Eukaryota; Metazoa; Chordata; Actinopteri; Centropomidae
Gene: ccdc66
Product: coiled-coil domain containing 66
Exons: 21
Coding region: 186-2855 (889 amino acids)
Biological process (GO): cilium assembly
Cellular component (GO): microtubule; cilium
Molecular function (GO): microtubule binding
Source: RefSeq, a predicted model, not a curated record